Messenger RNA from Hermetia illucens (black soldier fly), 1519 nucleotides. RefSeq names its product ubiquitin-like-conjugating enzyme ATG3. The record is from RefSeq and is a predicted model, not a curated record. Lineage: Eukaryota; Metazoa; Arthropoda; Insecta; Diptera; Stratiomyidae. Gene Ontology annotation, cellular component: cytosol; cytoplasmic ubiquitin ligase complex. The transcript has 7 exons. The coding region runs from base 132 to 1100 and encodes 322 amino acids. Gene Ontology annotation, biological process: autophagosome assembly; nucleophagy; autophagy of mitochondrion. Gene Ontology annotation, molecular function: Atg8-family ligase activity.
CCGUCUGCUGUCAAUUAGACACUGGCUACCAAAGCAGAGGGUGAACAAAACAUCAGAUUUGUUCACGGUGUGACGGUCGUUAUCUGCAGUUUUUCUCGGCGAAUAUUCGGAAAAAAGUCUUAACGGAUAAAAUGCAAAGUGUAUUUAAUUCGGUGAAGGGCACAGCUCUGGGGGUGGCUGAGUACCUGACGCCAGUUCUGAAGGAAAGUAAAUUCCGCGAGACAGGAGUCCUUACGCCUGAAGAGUUUGUAGCCGCCGGGGAUCAUUUGGUUCAUCAUUGUCCGACGUGGCAAUGGGCAACAGGGGAUGAGGCGAAAAUCAAAUCUUAUUUACCGAAAGACAAACAAUUCCUUAUCACACGAAAUGUGCCAUGUUAUCGACGCUGUAAACAGAUGGAGUACGUCGGAGAGGAGACUGUGGUUGAAGACGACACAGGCGAUGGAGGCUGGGUCGAGACGCAUCACUAUGAUAACGACGGGACCACUGAGCUGGAGGACAAGGUCUGCGAAAUGACACUGGACAAUGCUAAGCUCGACGAGUGUAUUGAUAACAACCCAAGUAAAAACAACGCCGAUAAUGAUGACGACGAAGACGAUGAGGCCAUUGACAUGGAAGAAUUCGAGGAAAGCGGCUUGUUAGAUCUAGUGGACCCAGCCACAGCAACAACAACAAAGAAUCCUGAGGCCGAAACAAAUAGCCCAACUGAUGGCGGUGACGGAGACGCGGGGGAUUCAGUGAUUCACACGAGGACCUACGAUCUGCACAUCACAUAUGACAAGUACUAUCAGACGCCAAGGCUAUGGGUUGUAGGAUACGACGAGAACAGGAAACCACUAACAGUCGAACAAAUGUAUGAGGAUGUCAGCCAGGAUCAUGCUAAGAAGACAGUAACGAUGGAAUCACACCCUCAUUUGCCUGGACCGAAUAUGGCGUCGGUUCACCCUUGCAAACAUGCUGACAUCAUGAAGAAAAUCAUCCAGACCGUGGAAGAUGGUGGCGGAGAGCUGGGGGUUCACAUGUAUCUCAUAAUCUUCUUGAAAUUUGUACAAACUGUUAUUCCAACUAUCGAAUACGAUUUCACACAAAACUUUACAAUGUAAUCAAUUAAGCACUUACUGAGAUUCAACAUCAUUACAUCCAUUUUUGCUAAACAGUCACGUUAAACACAAAAGAGAAUACAAAACAUUAUUCAGAUGUAAUAAUUCUAUUCUAGACAUGUGCUUAGCAUUUAUAUCAAUUAAAUCGAAAGCAAAAGAAAAUUUGGUAAUGAAACGAUGAGAGAAGGUUGACAUCGAUUUUAAUUUAGGUAGGGAGAUCGGAGUGAAGGAAAAUGACAAGAAAAUUAUGAUGAGAUUUUAAGAUUAGACUUUUACAAGUGAGUUUUUUUCACACAAUGUUAUUCGAUGUGUAUACAAUUAGGAUUGGUCGGAACGGAAUUCAGCAUGGCUUUCAAGCAAGCGGAAAUGUGAUUGUCAGCAAGCUUUUUGCAAAAUAAAUACUAUUUAAAAAUUAAAAGAAA